CUCUUACUGAAUACCAGGCUGAGUUAAAACUACUGCGGCACGUCUCUCUCUUUUUCAAAGACAGUUUCACGCACGCUCUCUCUCUCUCUCUCUCUCUCUCUCUCUUUCUCUCUCUCUCUCUCACACACACGCGCGCGCGCGCUCCUUCAGUCUCUCCCACCCCUCUCUCACUCUCUGACACUCUCCGCAGGAUCCGGACGGCUCCAUCAUGCGUCUCAGAGCAUCAGCGUCUCAGAGCAUCUCCGGGAAACUAAAGCGCGCACCCUUUUAAAGUGCGGGUUGAUUUCUUUCUCUUUUUUUGUUUUUGGAGAGGACGCGGAGAACCGCCAAGUGAAGCACAUGCGUGGAUGAUUUUAGUGGAUUUUUGAGUGCGUUUCUGAAACGCGGCGUCAUGUCUGCGAGAUAAGCGCGCCUCUCUUUCAGUGUGUGUGUGUCUGUGUGUGUGUGUGAGAGAGAGAGUGUGUGUGUGUGUGUGUGCGCGCGCGCGGUGUGCGCGCCCGUGUAUGUGAUGUUACCUUGUGGAAGGUGUGCAACGGGAAAGACGCUGGCUGGACUCGACAUCUGCAAUUGAUCUGCCGUGUUUCUGGAGCACCAUGUCCCUGGAAUGAAUGGGAAAAAAAAUCCAAACAUGGAUAUAAUCUGGGAAAUACUGAUCAUUCUUCAAGCCAAUUUCAUCGUUUGUACAACAGCUCAGCCAGGUCCGCCCAAAAUUCACGAGGGAUGGUGGGCGUACAAAGAGGUCGUUCAAGGGAGCUUCGUUCCAGUUCCAUCCUUCUGGGGUCUUGUGAAUUCAGCAUGGAACCUGUGUUCGGUGGGAAAGAGACAGUCUCCAGUCAACAUUGAGACCAGCCAUAUGAUAUUUGACCCCUUCUUGACACCACUAAGACUGAACACUGGGGGCAGGAAGGUGGGAGGGACCAUGUACAACACCGGCCGCCACGUCUCGCUACGUCUGGACAAGGAGCAUUUGGUGAACAUCUCGGGUGGACCGAUGACGUACAGCCACCGACUGGAGGAAAUCAGGUUACACUUUGGCAGCGAAGACGGACAGGGCUCGGAGCAUCUCCUCAAUGGCCAGGCCUUCUCUGGGGAGGUACAACUGAUCCACUACAACCACGAGCUCUACACUAAUUAUACAGAAGCUGCGAAGAGUCCAAACGGCUUGGUGAUCGUGUCAAUAUUCAUGAAGAUAUCCGAGACUUCAAAUUCCUUUCUGAAUCGGAUGUUGAACAGAGAUACCAUCACUAGAAUAACCUAUAAGAAUGAUGCUUAUUUACUAUCUGGGCUAAACAUCGAGGAGGUGUAUCCCGAGACGUCGAGUUUCAUCACCUACGAAGGAUCGAUGACUAUCCCGCCGUGUUUUGAGACCGCGACAUGGAUUCUAAUGAACAAGCCAAUAUACGUCACAAAAAUGCAGAUGCACUCCAUGCGACUGCUCAGCCAGAACCAGCCUUCGCAGAUCUUCCUCAGCAUGAGUGAUAACGUGCGUCCGGUCCAGCCUCUGAACAACCGCUGCAUCCGCACCAACAUCAACUUCAGCAUGCAGGGCAAGGACUGUCCCAACAACAGGGCCCAGAAGCUGCAGUACCGAGUGAAUGAAUGGCUGCUGAAAUAGACCGCUUUCAUGGAUGAGCCCAAAUAUUAAACAAGACACCGAGAGAGGGAGAGGAAAAAAAAAAAGGAUGAAAGACAGCGGAGGAGCGAACGGACUCUAGACUGCAUCACAUUUGUCCUGCCAGAUAGUCAUGACAUUGUAAAGGGGGGAGAAAAGAAAAAAAAAUAAAUAAAUAAAUAAAUUAAUGAAUUCAUAAAUAAAUAAAUAACUUCAGUAAGAAGAGACUUGGGCAAAAAUGACUCUGUUUCAUACAUCAGCUCAAAACCAGUGAAGUACAAAUAGGUUUUGAUACUUUUUUUGGUGAAGAAAAAAAAAAAAAAGAAAAAGAAAAAAAAAAAAAAAAAAAGAAAAUCCAUACAAAAAUUUAAAUAUUUAUUUCAUAUUCACUUCACAAAAUGGAACUAAAGAUGUCUUUUUAACCUUUGUACAUAUGGAUACCUUACUGCAAAGCGUUCAAACCUUCAACAACAGGAUGGACUUUGAGCCGGAAACCGAAAUCGGGAGCAUCCUCAUAACUGCAUCGUCUUAAUCAUGACUCCGGGAAACGGCGGAGAGGACGACGAGAGACGAGAAUGACAGGACGACGGCUGCCGCGCUAAUGACGCUACGACGCAAUGUACAUGAUAGCUGUUUUUGAGACACAAUGAUGGUUCUGGCCUUGUAAAUAGAAUUAUUCAUGCUGAAGAUUAACAUGUAAAGAUACAAAUCAACGUUAAAAAAGAAUAUAUCUGAGGGAAAAAUAACUGAAAAAAAAAUAAGUUGAAUAUUUUAUGCUUGGCACACUGAAUUUCUGGAGGAGAGCUGAUGCCUUUUUUUCUGUUUUAUUGUUUACAAUGGUCCUACACUGUGUUUGUUUAAUGUUAUCGGCCCAAUAAAUGUGUUUGGAACGUC
Messenger RNA from Ictalurus punctatus (channel catfish), 2506 nucleotides. RefSeq names its product carbonic anhydrase Xa (gene ca10a). NCBI's taxonomy places the organism in Eukaryota, Metazoa, Chordata, Actinopteri, Siluriformes, Ictaluridae. Gene Ontology annotation, molecular function: carbonate dehydratase activity; zinc ion binding. The record is from RefSeq and is a predicted model, not a curated record. The transcript is spliced from 9 exons. Bases 605 to 1615 code for a protein of 336 amino acids.